GUCGGGCUGAAUGAGACGUGGAGCCAGACGAGUGGGUCGCUCGUCUGUUGUGGGUUGCUUUUUGACUGGUGGUCGUGGAGGGAAGGUUGUCGUGUGUGUCCGCCGUUGGCUCGGGUAUAGCCGGGAAACCGAUCCACUUUCCUGUGCCGUAGAAUCAUCCAUUUCAAUACUGAAUAGCACUGCUGAUCUGCGAAUUCAAGAGGGAUGGCGUUACUCAAUCGGGCAUCUUUGAAGAAAACGAAUCACGUGCAUGCAUACAUUGAACGUAUGCACAGUCAACCGUAUGCAGACACUUUCCACGGUGGAUGCUGCGCGUUGCGGCUGCUGUCCGGUCUAUCCUUCGUCGUCGGCAUCAUCAGUGGCGCAUCUGUUGAGCGGUCGCUGGGAAGGACGGACGGGAGAGAGACAGAUAUUGUCACAUGCGCUCCCGGGCGAAAUCGCCAGCACGCCCGCGGGCGCAAACAGCAGAUUCGGGCUUAGUGUGGCUGCCCAGAUCACUGUCUGGGAAAUCCCAUCCAAACAGUGGUUCAGCGCGGGCAUUCUGUGCAGCGUAGAAGGCGGAAAGCACAAAGACGUCGCUGUACCACUAUCUCGAUUGUCGCAUUGUGUCCUUUUGCCAUCCUCCUUCCAUGCAACUCUCAUGCGGUCAGCGGCGCUGUCGUCCAAGGGGACGAUGUCACGAGAGCAAUGUCAGCGUCAGAGCGCGUUGGAGCAAGGCUGUGAGUGGCAAUGUUGGUUGGCAUUGGUUGAUGUGGCACGCGCGCUGGGAGUUGAGUCUGGGGGCCAACUUGUUCGUUCGCAAGCCAACUCCGAGGCAGUUCGCGCGCGUGGGUCUCCAUUCACCAUUCACGAAUCGUCGCAUUCUCAACACCCGUCUCUCGCCACCGCUUGCUGAAGACUCUUAGAUUGACACGGUGACUAUACUUCCUCGGCGCGAAAAGACGUGUGCGGCUCGGGCCAUCUCUCGAAUUGCUCCCCGUGAUGAGUGUGCAUUGCGCGAACAAACAACGUUGAGCUAACCGAAAGGCUGCGAUCUGACAGGCAUUGUGUGAUCGGCCGAGCAUCUGGACUCGAGACCAGGAGAGGAGGAAGAUGGGCCUGCCCUCGCGAUCGCGUGUGCAACCGCACCAUGCCGCCGCGUGAAAAUUGGCGAUGAGCCUCGAUGUACGCAGUCGUUCCUGCAGAUUCCACUAGUCGUCUAGUGUGUAUUGC
This is a messenger RNA of Dissoconium aciculare CBS 342.82, 1212 nucleotides long. RefSeq lists its product as uncharacterized. NCBI's taxonomy places the organism in Eukaryota, Fungi, Ascomycota, Dothideomycetes, Mycosphaerellales, Dissoconiaceae. The record is from RefSeq and is a predicted model, not a curated record. The coding region runs from base 251 to 895 and encodes 214 amino acids. The transcript has a single exon.